AUGGCUCUUUGUGCGCAACCGCGGCGAAAACCCCAGGGGAUUGAGAACCUCCUCGCGUACACGUUGGCAAAGACAUCAUCAUUCCUGGACUUUGGAGAGGUUCUGAAUUUUGCUCAAGUUAGCCGCAGAUUGAAUGAUGUCGUCAAGCCUCAUGAAUGGGUCCCACUGCACACGCGACAUCAAUUCCUUACCGAGAAAUGGACGAACCGGACUCAGAACAUGGGUAUCUUCCCGGCCACCGAGUUGCUCUGUUUUGAAUGCUUCAAGAUUCGACCCGUUUUUAGUUUCACGCACCAAUAUCGCCGUAGGGCUCGAGACUCCCCCGAGGAAAUUUGGACAACGUGUUGUUGA
Molecule: messenger RNA, 351 nt
Organism: Fusarium venenatum
Lineage: Eukaryota; Fungi; Ascomycota; Sordariomycetes; Hypocreales; Nectriaceae
Source: RefSeq, a predicted model, not a curated record